Molecule: messenger RNA, 945 nt
Organism: Linum tenue
Lineage: Eukaryota; Viridiplantae; Streptophyta; Magnoliopsida; Malpighiales; Linaceae
Source: the annotation of a GenBank genome assembly
CCUUCUUUCCCCCCGAUAAUUCCCUCUCAACUUCCUUUCCCGCUCAUCGAUUCUAUCCAUUUUUUGUCUCUCUUUUCCCGCUCGUCGAUUCUGAAUCAACAGAUUUUUGCUGAGAAGCCAAUUCUGCCAAUCUGUACCUUGGAUCCCUAUGCUUUCGCCUUUGUCGACUCUGUGGAUCCUAUCACCCUCAUCGACAACCUAGGCUGGCUUCCUAUGGGUGAUUCCCAUCCUCGCAGCUACUGCCAGCUGCUGUUCGUGCCUUCUAUUCUAAUCUUCGGACCGAUGGGAUCACAACUGGCAAACUCUCCACCCUGGUAUAUGGUCACUAAUCGCUCCUUUGACUCGCUGGAUGAUUCACUCAAGCUUCUCCACUACUACAUCACCCGAGUGUACUUUCCGCGGGCUGACCGCUUGGAUGUUGUUUUGCCUCUUGAUUGCUGGGUCAUGUCUCACGCCAUCUCUGAUAUGUCGUUGAGCUAUCCUCAUUUGCUGUUUGGGGCAAUUGUGGAUGCCUCUGCCAACGAUUCUCCCGGUGUUGGUCUUCCCUUUGCUGGGUUGAUUACGUUGCUGCUGCAUCGUCUCGGUGUUCCUCUGGCUGACUUUGUCACUAUUUCUGACGGUUGUGUUCAUCCCUCCAUUGACGAAGUGCUUGCUGUGGUGGGACUUCCUCCCAUUGUUGAUUUAUCAUCAGGGGGAGCUGAUCAUGGGGCCACGGAUGCUGCUAUUAGAGAAAGAGACGAAGAGGACGAGGCGUCCGCGGAUGGUGGUGCUCUGCUUCGGCUUCUGUUCGUCCCUUCAAGCUCAAGCGACAGGCUAAAGGACCUCGUCCUUCUAACAGAGCUCUCAAGCGUCUCAAUAAUCAAAAAACUUCUCAAGGAGUGGUUCUCUAUGAGAAUCAUGAUCUCGAGCAAAACAAUUAAAAGCCUUAAUUUAGGGGGAGCUUAG